This is a messenger RNA of Prorocentrum cordatum, 1972 nucleotides long. Lineage: Eukaryota; Dinophyceae; Prorocentrales; Prorocentraceae. The record is from the annotation of a GenBank genome assembly.
UGAUGCAUGGUGCUUCCACUUGCUCGCAUUUUCGCGGGACGCGCGGAUUUCGUGGCGCGUCAUACCCAGAACCCCCAGAAUCCCAGAAUCCUCCUCCUCCUCCUCCGUAGCCAUUUUGGCUCAAGGCCAUUCUGGCUCAAGCCAUGUUGGCUCAAGACCAUAUUGGGGUCAAGACUGGAUUGGGCUCACGUCCAUGUUGGGCUUAACCAGCUGCGGUGCCAUGUCUUUCUGGAUGUACCUUCUAGGAUGUUGGACAUCGGUCGAGGGUCUCGAGAAGGCGCUAUUUCCGUCGAAGCGUCGAUCAAAAGCUGCGGUCGAACAAAACAAUGGAACGCAGCAUUGUGGUUGCUCCGCGAAGGAAUUCGAUCAGGCGCACAAGCCGUUCCAAGCCAGUAUGUUGCAACUAUCAGCGCAUGCGGAAAAGGCAGGCAAUGGCAACACGCGCUGUCAGUGCUCAGUGAGAUGUGGGAGGCCAUGCUGGAGCCCAGCGUCAUCUUCAGCUACAGCGUUGGCAUCAGCGCGUGCGAGAAGGGCGAGCAGUGGCAGCGGGCGUUGGCGCUGCUGAGCGAGACGUGGGAGACGAAGUUGGAGCCCGACUCAGCUACAACGCUGGGAUCAGCGCUUGCGAGAAAGGUCAGCAGUGGCAGCAGGCUCUGGCGCUGCUUCGCCAGAUGGUCGAGACGAAACUGGAGCCCACUGUCAUCAGCUACAGUGCCGGGAUCAGCGCUUGCGAGAAAGGUCAGCAGUGGCAGCAGGCUCUGGGGCUGCUCAGCAAGAUGGUCGAGACGAAAGUGGAGCCCACUGUCAUCAGCUACAGUGCCGGGAUCAGCGCGUGCGAGAAAGGUCAGCAGUGGCAGCAGGCUUUGGCGCUGCUCAGCCAGAUGGUCGAGACGAAACUGGAGCCCAACUCAGUUACAAUGCUGGGAUCAGCGCGUGCGGGAAGGGCGAGCAGUGGCAGCGGGCGCUGGCGCUGCUCAUGCAGAUGCGGGAGGCGAAGCUGGAGCCCGACGCCAUCAGCUACAGCGCCGGGAUCAGCGCGUGCGAUAAGGGCGAACAUUGGCAACGGGCGCUGGCAGUAUUCAGAGAGAUGCUGGAGGCGGAGCUGGAGCCCAACGUCUCAGCUACAAUGCUGGGAUCAGCGCGUGCGAGAAGGGCGAGCAGUGGCAGCGGGCGCUGGCGCUGCUGAGCGAGAUGAAGGAGGCGGCGCUGGAGCCCAACGUCAUCUGUACUACAAUUCCGGGCGAAACGCGCGCGAGAAGUACAAGCAGUGGCAGCGCCCCAGGCCUCCCAGAGAGCUCGCGGGCCGCCCGGAGAGCCUCCGGGCCUCAGCUAUAAUGCUGGGAUCAGCGCGUGCGAGAAGGGCGAGCAGUGGCAGCGGGCGCUGGCGAUGUUGAGCGAGAUGUGGGAAGUGAUGCUAGAGCCCAACGUCAUCAGCUACAGCGCUGGGAUCAGCGCGUCCGCGAGGGGCAAGCAGUGGCAGCGGGCGCUGGCGUUGCUGAGGGAGAUGCGGGAGGCGAAGUUGCAGCCCAACGUCAUGAGCUACGGCGCUGGGAUCAGUGCGUGCGAGAUUGACGUGCAGUGGCAGCGGGCACUGGCGCUGCUCUGCGAGAUGCGGGAGGCGCUGGAGCCUGACGUCGUCAGCUACAGCGCGGGGAUCAGUGCGUGCGGGAAGGGUGAGCAGUGGCAGCAGGCACUUGCACUGCUCAGCGGGAUGUGCGAGGUGAAGCUGGAGCCCAACGUCAUCAGCUACUGCGCUGGGAUCAGCGCGUGCGAGAGAGGCGGGGAGUGGCAGCGGGCUCUGGCGCUCCUGACGGAGGCGCGGGAGGCGAAGCUCGAGCCUGACGUCGUCAGCUACACCGUUGCGAUCAGCGCGUGCGAGAUAGCCAACUGUGUUGGCCCGGGGGGCUGGCUCCUCGCUGGGUAGAGGCGCGAUCUCUGUGUCGACGGCAGCAUGGGCGUUCUCUGCAAGCAA